Belonocnema kinseyi is the source of this 1886-nucleotide messenger RNA. RefSeq names its product protein fuzzy homolog (gene fy). The transcript has 3 exons. Bases 409 to 1641 code for a protein of 410 amino acids. The record is from RefSeq and is a predicted model, not a curated record. NCBI's taxonomy places the organism in Eukaryota, Metazoa, Arthropoda, Insecta, Hymenoptera, Cynipidae. Gene Ontology annotation, biological process: non-motile cilium assembly; vesicle-mediated transport.
UUUAUUAUUAUUAUUGUCACCUGAAAAGUGAUUUCAGAGGUUCAAGGUUCUUGUGAAUUAAGUUUUUAGAUCAUUUUAAGUAAAUGGGCUCAAAAUCGGAAAUCUUCUUAUGUAUUACUGAAGAUAUGUGUUGGGGGAACUGAAAAGGGAGUUGUAUCAACGGUUCUAUAUACUAAUCAAAUUGAAAACACAAUACUUUUGAUUGACAUUUCCACACCUUUACACGAAGGCCUUGAAGAAAACGAUUGGAUUCCUAACCUCGAAACUGCUGCAAAGGGCGUUGCUGUCGCUAAUACCGUUUGUUGCCAAACUUGUCAAAAAAGCUUGGCGCUAAAUACCAGAUGAAAAUGCAAAUUUAAUAGAAGAUAACACAGUUUCUCAACUCCGUAAAAUAAAAUUCAAAUCAAAAUGACUGCAUAUGUGAUGUGCCUUACCUCCUCCGGAGGAAUUCCCUUAUUUAGUCGAAAAAAGGGAGAAGGCGAAGCUCUAUCAUUUUCUGAAAUGGCCUCUCUAAACGGAGUACACCUGUUCCUUAAGUCUCAGAACGUUGAACUUCUGGAUACUAAAACACCAGACACGACAGUAGUAUGGAAGGAAUGCGAAGACACUGUUAUGCUGAUUGCAAUAGCAAGUGGUACGACUAAGUGUGUUCUGAACAAAUUUCUCGAAACUGUCUUCAGCGCAAUGGUUCUCGUAGUGGGAAUUGACGACAUCAAAAAUCCAAGAAGUAUCGAAAGGCUAAAAAGGGACUUGCGUGUCUGUAAUCCCAUCAUCGAUAGACUUCUGGAAUGUUUGGACGUAGGAGACAAAGCAUGUAUGAGAACCGAUUCUGUGGAUAUGACAAAUUGCAAUAUGUACUCCGAAAAUCAUUUACUCCAAGUUUGUCUAGAUGCUUAUAUGGAAUCCCUAGACUCUAUGUAUGGAUGCCUUUUGAUUCACGGAAGUCUGGCUGUGGCUACGGAAAGCUGGUGGCUCCUUGAUCCCAUAGAAAGGAAAUUAUUAAUAUUGGCAAUUACAUCUGAAAGUAAUUGUACCGUGAGAGAUCUGCCAGUAUUUUUACCGAAUAAGAGCCCAAGUAUUGCCUUCAGACUCGUCUCAGUUACUCUCGGAAGUCAUAUUGAAGUCCUGUCCUUGUGUGGACCGACUCCAAGUUUAAUGGAGAUUGAGAGAUUGGCUGUGCAGAGUUGGAGAAACAGUAUCGACAUUUUGAGAGAUGCUGAGCAAACGUUUUCAAAGAAUUUUUCGACUGGUGUGUUCCUAGAUCCAGCAAUUCUUGGAUUCCUUCUGGCAAAUUACAAAGUGGGAAAAUUCGUCUUGAAUAGGAAUUCUCAGCAGGCGAAAAACCGUGCUACGGGGACUCAGCGAUUGGAUCUGUUGAGGACGUUUUAUCAUCAUGCGGUGGAAAUUUUUUUAAUCCCUGAGCAUUCAGAAGAAAGUGAAGAAGCCAAGAAGGAUUCGAAUUAUUUUGAAGGGGCUAAAGAGACAUAUUGGUGCUCAGAGUACCAUAAAUGUCAUGCUUUGAAGGAGGGUGAUUAUAUUUUCUGUGUAAUGUAUAUGUCUAAUAUUCCUACUCAUACUAUGAGGUUGAUAACACAAAAAAGUUUAAAGUUGCUUCUAGCUGAGAAACAGUAUUGCUGGUGAGAGCUAAGCAUUUUUUUAUUGAUUAGUUUAAAAAUAAAAGCUUAAAUAUCCUUUGCGCAAUUAAGAGUCUGAAGAACUUUGCUUUUUUGGCAAAGAUAAAAUUUAGGUAUUUUAUAGAAUAUAGAUAGACAAUCCGAUGAAGCCGUCCUACAAUUGUUUGUAACAAAGCAGUAUUUCAGAGUUACUUAUUUUGUACUAUUUUUAUAUUUUAUGAUUUGAGUGGAUGAAUAAAAAUUGACUUUAUA